Molecule: messenger RNA, 1107 nt
Organism: Chanos chanos (milkfish)
Lineage: Eukaryota; Metazoa; Chordata; Actinopteri; Gonorynchiformes; Chanidae
Gene: bdkrb1
Product: bradykinin receptor B1
Exons: 1
Coding region: 40-1107 (355 amino acids)
Biological process (GO): calcium-mediated signaling; positive regulation of cytosolic calcium ion concentration; cell chemotaxis
Cellular component (GO): membrane; external side of plasma membrane
Molecular function (GO): bradykinin receptor activity; C-C chemokine binding; C-C chemokine receptor activity
Source: RefSeq, a predicted model, not a curated record
CUUUUUAAAAAGGGAGUUUAUUGUUUGUUUCAUUAGGCAAUGGAUCUACAAUCCACAGCCACAGAGCAAAACCAAAAUAUAACACCACUCCCGCUCUACCCAGAUGCAUUCAAUACCACUGAGUGGCAUCUGGUAUACAGCAUUAUUCCACCAUACAUCUUCAUCAUAUGUUUGACUGGGAUUUCUGGAAAUACCUUUGUCCUUCUAGUUUUCCUAUUCCAAAGAAGCCCUUGGAAUGUCCCCGAGAUUUAUUUAGGAAGCUUGGUUUUGGCCGACCUGUUGUUUCUUUUAUGCUUGCCAUUUUGGGCCAUAAACAUCCUCAACUACUUCCACUGGACUUAUGGAGAGGUCAUGUGUAAAGUUGUCAACAUGUCCAUCAUUGUAAACAUGUACAGUAGUGUAUACAUGAUAGCAAUGGUGAAUGUGGAUCGCUAUUUGGCACUGGUACAGACCAUGAGAGCGAGAUGGUUUAGAAAAAAACGUUAUGCCAAGGUUAUCUGUCUGGUUCUGUGGCUUUUUGGUUUUGUCAUGAGUGCGCCAGUAGCUGUUCACAGGACCAUCAGGUACAUCCCUGGCCUUCAGAUCACAGCCUGCAUUCUGGAUUACCCAAGCAACACCUGGAGGCUGGUCCACCAUUUUAAUUUGAUCCUUCUGGGCUUUCUACUGCCUUUCCUGGUAAUCGUGUUCUGUAGCUGUAGUAUCAUAAGAGUGCUGAGAAAAAGGAGCCAGAACAUUUCCAUUCAGGAGAGAAAUGAUAGAAAGGCAACAGUGCUUGUGUGUGCUGUCACAGUGUUGUUCCUGGUUUGCUGGGGCCCAUUUCAGGUCGUAACAUUCCUGGAUAUAUUGUGUGAUUACAAGAUCUUGGAUGAGGAGGUGUGGUAUCACGCUCUGGAUAUUGGAUCUCAGUCUUCAACUUAUUUGGCCUGUCUGAACAGCUGUCUUAACCCGCUGCUGUAUGUCUGCUCUGGACAAUACUUCAGGAGGAAAGUCAGUGAGAUGUACAAGAGGAGGAAAAUAUCCAGCGGAUCUGUUGUGACAGCUUUACAACGCUCAAUAGUAUCAACUUAUCUUACAAGAAGAGAUCAGACAAAGCCUGUUGUAAUUUGA